AUGGUGAAACUUGACACAUUUGAGAUUGACCAUUGGAUUCUGACUCGCAGUCCUGGAGCCAAGCACAACCUCGCCCAUUCAUAUUCCCUUCCUAUCACUAUUCAGGAACUCAGCGCGCUAGGGAAUGACCAAGUUGAAGAUGUCGAUAACCCCUUGGCCAGAACUCUGUCACUGCCAAUGAACUAUGGUCCAUCUUUCACGGGCUUCGAAAAGCUGCGCAUGAAUAUAGCUGCCUUGUAUGCCAAUGAAUCCGGUGCUGUCAUAUCUCCCAACAAUAUCAUCACUACUCCUGGUGCAUCGCUGGCGAACUUCAUUGUGUUCCUCGCCCUGGUCGGAUCCGGAGAUCAUGUCAUUGUCCAAUAUCCAACUUACCCUCAGCUACACUCCCUUCCAUCCUGUCUCGGUGCUGAAGUGAGUCUCUGGCAAGCAAGCGAGAAUAAUCAUUGGGAGAUGGACUUGGAGGAACUAGAGCGUCUCAUCCAGCCUAAUACUAAGAUGAUCGUCUUGAACAACCCUCAGAAUCCCACAGGCGCCAUCAUCGCCAGGUCAGCUCUCAGAAGAAUUGUCGACCUAGCCCGGCGUCACUCCAUCAUACUUUUCAGCGAUGAGAUCUAUCGCGCGCUGUUCCAUUCCAUUUCAACGGCGGACUCUGAAUAUCCCCCCUCCCUGCUCUCAUUUGGGUAUGAGAAAACAGUGGUAACGUGCUCGCUCUCAAAGACCUUUUCGCUCGCCGGGAUUCGCGUGGGCUGGAUAGCGUCUCACAGUUCUUCCAUUCUCGAUCUCUGUCUCAACGCGCGCUCCUAUACGGUUAUCACUGUUAGCCAGAUCGACGAGUGGAUUGCUGCGAUGGCCCUCGAGCCUGUCCGUCUGCAGGAAUUGAUGAAACGUAAUCUCGCACUCGCAAAGCACAAUCUGGAGGUUGUGCAAGCAUUUAUUGACCAGCAUUCUUCGGUCUGCGAGUGGGUUCGUCCAGUCGCUGGACCAGUCGGGUUUGUCAAAUUUAGCCGAAAUGGCCUACCUAUCGAUGAUGUUGAACUCUGUAUCCUGCUUCUCGAAAAGAAGGGUGUGUUGCUCGUGCCGGGGCAGAAAUGCUUUGGAGAGAUGUUCAAGGGCUAUGUUCGACUGGGCUUUGGGCAAAGCACUCCGGCUUUGGAAGCAGCUUUGGAGGCGCUGGCAGCUUUCAUUAGCGAGAGUUAUGAGGAGGUACCCGUGGCUGAGUGGAAAUGA
This is a messenger RNA of Aspergillus thermomutatus, 1227 nucleotides long. RefSeq names its product putative aminotransferase. The transcript has 3 exons. NCBI's taxonomy places the organism in Eukaryota, Fungi, Ascomycota, Eurotiomycetes, Eurotiales, Aspergillaceae. The coding region runs from base 1 to 1227 and encodes 408 amino acids. Gene Ontology annotation, biological process: biosynthetic process. Gene Ontology annotation, molecular function: catalytic activity; pyridoxal phosphate binding. The record is from RefSeq and is a predicted model, not a curated record.